AUGGUAACGAUUGUCGACGAUUUAGGUUCAUUAACUUUGCAAGAGCCAGUUUUCAAGGAUGUCAAGUACUACCUCUCUGGCGAUGUCUCGGAAAGGAUUAUGCAGUUACUUCAGUCGGGAGGAGCAGAAAACACAAAAUAUUUUUCUGAUUAUGUCACUCAUCUAAUUUGUGGCCCAAAUGCCGCUGAUACGGACCUCGACGACGCUCAGGACAUUUAUCAGAUCCCUGCAGUGACUGAAAAUUGGGUCCUUGCGUGUGCUCGACUAAAGAAACUUGCUAAUCCGAAGCCUUACUUCCCUAGCAAGAACAAAAUAUUUUCUAAUGUUACUGCUUGUGUUUCUAAAGUAAGUCCAGCCGACGCGAAAGUGUUAUUUGCAAUUAUAACAUACCAUGGUGGGAAAGUGAAGCUAAAUCUAGAUUCACAGUGUAGUCACUUAAUUUGUGGAUCUGCAUCUGGAAAGAAAUAUAGUGCUGCUCUUACACUUUCUAAGAUUAAAGUUGUUACUCCUGACUGGGUAUUUGAGAGCUUACGGGCAAGAAUACAAGCUGUCACAGAGGUGUUCCACCCGAAAUUGCUUGUAGUGCCACAGCCACCACCCAAACCAAUGGAUCGUAUCAGUGCUAUAACUGGAUUUGAUUUUGAAGAGGGUAUUGCAAAGAAUGAAGUGCCCACCCAAAAUAUGGCAGAAAAUAAAGAUGAGAGUACACAGGCAUUGCUGGAUAAACUAAAGCAAAGAAUGCCAUGGAAUCAUCCCCCAUCUACUGCAAACUCAUCUGCAGCUGUAACUUCUAAUGUUAAUUCUAUGGGUUAUACUACUGCUAUGUCAACACCAAAUAUUAUAAAUAAGUCCAUUCCUCAAGGCAUAGUCACACAAAACUUGCAAAUUCAAAGUAGCCAGGCGAAUACACAGUUUAUUCAGAAAAUGGCCCAAAACUCAACAGUCUCACAACAAGGAAUGAAUCAAAAUCAACAAGUAAAUAUGCAACAACCAAACUAUAAUCAGUCUCAACAACUCCAGCAACAGCCACAUGGUCUGUCUGCAAUACAAAUACAACAACAAAAGUUAUUACAGCAACAUCAGUUAAAAAUGCAAAUGUUGCAACAGAAAAUUGGAAACCAACAAAAUCAACAAAGUUUUUCUCAAUCAAAUGUAUCUGGGUCUCAAAUGACUCAAAACAUUUCCAAUCAAAUACAGCAACAUAUUCAAAGUAACCAACAUCAUAUACAACAAAAUCAGAACACUUCAAUGAGCUCGGCACAGCAGCAAAUUGAAAAUAUCAGUCAAAUGUUAAGUCAAAGUGCUAAUAAUUUGCAACAAGCUCAGCUCAACCAGCAGAAUAUGGUUAUGAAGCAAAGUUUAACUUUAAGUCAACAAAGUGCUGUACAGAAUAUUGCCCAACAAUUAGCCCAAUCUACUCAAAAUCUGCAACAAAGUCUACAGAAUGCUAAACUAAAUCAAAACUUAGGCCAAUCUCAAGUAUUAAAUCAACAACAACUUAUUAACUCUGGGCAACAAAUGUCUACACAGAAUCAGGGCCUAAUGCAACAACAGCAAACUGUUCAAUCUAUGACGAAUCAGCAGCAAAACAUAAACAUGGGUGUUGUUAAUCAACAAGGCUUAGUUUCAUCGUCUCAAGCUCAAAGUGGUCCAGGUGGGCAACUGAACCAACUUGUUGGUAAUACAACUCAACAAUCAGUGAUAGGGCAACAAAUUCAAACGGUUCAACAAAAUAUACAAAGUCAACAGGGAAAUAAUGUACCUGUUCAAAAUACAUGGAGACAACAAAAUAUCCAGAUGGUUCAAAAUGUCCAAGGACAGCAUCAGAUAAUCAGAAGUCCACUAGUCCAAUCACGGAAUCCCCCAGUUCUAUUGCAACAACAAAUUAUGCAAACUCAACAGCAAGCUUUAAUUAACAAUCAACAACAACAGUUGAGCCCACAACACACAAUUCAACAAUCACCUCAACAAAUACUUCAACAAUCUAUCAACAGCCAAGGCCAAACUAUAAGCCAGACACAUCACCAAAUAUUGGUACAGAAGCAACAGCUCCUAAAUGGCUCUGGUCAACAACAAAUUGUCCAAGCACCUCAGCAAGUUCUCAUAAAUCAACAUACAGGACAGCAACAGAUACUAGUACAUGGUAAUCAACAAGUAACCUUGCAGGGUGGGCAGCAAAUAGUAUCUCAGAGUCAAAUUGUACACCAGGGUGGUCAAAUAGUGAAUCAAGGAGGGCAACAGAUAAUCACACAAGGUGGGCAGCAAGUACUGUCGCAAGGUGGUCAACAUGUAAUCACACAGCAAGGCCAACAGCACCAAGUAGUGAUAGCCCAAUCUUCACAACAAUUGGUGACACAGUCUGGCCAGCAGAUAAUGGGGCAGACUGUUGGACAGAAUCAGCAAGUUUUAACACAAGUGCCGCAAUCUCCGCAGCCUGGAACACAACUUUCUGCAGGAGGAAUCCAACAGAUAAUCACUCAUAGUGGUGGACAACAGAUAGUGUCUCCAGGAGGACAACAAAUAGUACAAGGAGGACAGAAUGUAUCGUGGCAGCAGCAGCAGUAUUUGCAACAGAGGCAACAGAUUGGACAGCCAGGAGCAGUUGGACCGAGGGUGUCGUGGACGGCGGGCGGCGGCGGCCGGCAGCUGAUACACCUGGACGCGCAGACGCACGCGCAGCUGCAGCAGAUGGACCCGCAGCAGAGAGCGAUGUUCGUCGCCCAACUGCAGAAGCGGCGACAGCUCUCCAUACAGCGAGCGGCCGCUUUGGCGCAGCAGCAACAAACGGGGGUAGUGUCGGGCUCGCCCGGCGCGCCCUCCCCCGCGCCGCAGAGCGUCACCUUCAUCCGCAGUCAGCUGCCCCCCGGGCUGUCGCAGCAGCAACAGGUGCAAUGGUUGCAACAGCAAGGCGCCAGGACGGCGGCCAUCCCCACCGCGCAGCCCGCGCAACCGCCACAGUCCCCUGGUAUAUUUUUAGUGGGAGGAUCUGUGUCGGGUAGCGUGGGCAAUGUGGGCGGGGUGGGGGGCGCGGCGGUGGAGACGCCCCUGCAGCAGAUGCAGCGGCAGCAGCAGUACCAGCGCUUGCAGCAGCUGCAGGCGCAGCGCGACCACGCGCAACACCACCAUGCAGCAGCGAAACAGGUGGCGCCAGUCACGCAGCAUGUUGUAGCUCCGCUGCAAGAGCAACAGGUUGACGCAUUGUUGACGCCAACUACUCCGGAACAACAACAAGCUGGGGCAGGAGCCCUGCUGGUGAACCCGAAGACCAAGACAGCGCUCGCCAACAUGCUGUCCAUCCGGCUGCAGGGCGCCGCGCCGCCGCCCGACCACGAGCCCUCGGCCGCUGGCACGCUCAGGUUGAUGACGGCGGCGCACGUGGCGGGCGGCGCGGUGCGCGCGCCGGCGCGCCUGCUGCUGGGCCCCGCGCACCACGCGCACGCGGUGCCCGCGCCGGCGGGUAGUGCCGGCGUGGUGGGCAACAAGGUGUACGCGGGCGCGGUGCGCGCGGCUCCCCCACGCGCGCAGUUCUACGGACACAACCCAAACUUAAAACUGCCGCCAGAUCUCUUCUUGCUCGGAUGUGUUUUUCACAUCGUGGAGUACCAGCAGUCGGUGGGUGCCGAGCGUGUGUCCCGAUGGACGGAUGCGAUCGUGCGGCGCGGCGGCGAGGUGGAGGCGGGCUACUGCGCGCGCGUCACGCACGUGCUGUGCGAGACGCAGCGACACGGCGUGGUGAUGCAGGCGCUGCGCGACGCCAAGCGCUGCGUCACUGCCUACUGGGUGGCCGACACGCUGGAGCGCCGCGCCGUGGCGCCGCCCUGGCACGCGCUGCACCUGCCCGCGCUGCACGCGCGCGCCGAGCGCCCCGCCGCGCACCACCGCGCCGCGCUGGCCGGCUGGCGCCGCGACGAGCGCCGCCGCCUGGCCUGCUGCCUGCGCCAGCUGGGCGCGCGCCUCACGCCCUACAUGAGCCGCGACAACACCGUGCUCGUCGCCAAGCGCGCCGACGGUGCCAAGUACCGCCGCGCGCGCGACUGGGGCGUGCCCGUCGUUGGCGCCGCCUGGCUCACCGACCUACUUCUCGGCAACAUGACGGCGCUCGCGCAGAUCGAAAAUGCGAAAUAUCAACAGUUCAACCUCACCAGUCCGUUCAGAAUGGACUACAGCCUGGUAUCACAUUUGAUGAAUGCAUGGAAGAUGCCAAUAAACAUAACGCAAGAGUCGCACGAGCGCGCCAAGCGCAGCGCCGCCGCGCACCCGCGCCGCGCCAAGCGCCCGCGCCUCGAGCCCUACACGCCCCCCGCGCACCCCGCGCAUCCCCCGGCGCACCCCCCGCCGCCCCUCAACUUAGCGCCCCGCGUGCUCUUCUCCGCGCUGCCCCACGCCACGCACAACAGGCUCGCCGCCAUCGUCAGGCAACUUGGUGGCUUAGUUGUGUCGUCAGCUUCAGAAGCAACACAUCUCGUCAUGGAGAAAUUGGUUCGGACCUGCAAGCUGGUGAGCUGUCUCAUUACAGUGAAGCAUCUGCUCACGCCGGAGUGGGUGCUCGAGAGUCAGAGACUGAACAAGUUCGCAGACGAGGCCAAGCACGGCCUUCGGGACGAAGCGUUCAACAAAAUUUUCAAAUGUGACAUCGAUGAAGUAUUACUAUGCGGGGAACAGAGAAAGAAACUGUUUGAAGGUAUCACCUUCUUCCUUACUCCCUGCGUCAAACCAUCCAAAGCGGGACUCACCGAGAUGAUAGAACUCUGCGGCGGAAAAGUCGAAAAGAACCGCCGCUCGUACGUCUCCAUACAAGAAAUGCACACGCAAAAGCCCUUCAGCUACUUAGUACUGACUGUGCCCAAUGAUCUACAUUUAGUGUAUUAUCUUUUACAGUCGGAAAAGACUUUAAAUGUAGUGUGCAGCACCGAAGUGGUACUCUCCGCCAUUAUGCGGCAGAAGGUCCAGAUAGAAGAGUUUCUCGUCAAAAUAGAU
Brenthis ino (lesser marbled fritillary) is the source of this 4977-nucleotide messenger RNA. NCBI's taxonomy places the organism in Eukaryota, Metazoa, Arthropoda, Insecta, Lepidoptera, Nymphalidae. The record is from the annotation of a GenBank genome assembly.